CAGCAAUAAUUCAGCAUAAUCUUGAAAGUGUCAAGUGUCAGUAAGCGCCUUGUUAUCUUAUUAUUUACCAAUUUCAACCGUGUCUCAAUAGUUCAUGAUCCCUCAUCUUUUGUCUCAUUCUUAGAAGUUUGGAAUUUUAUCCAAUCUUUUGUUCUUGUUGUGACCUGAUGAGGUAAAUUUUUUUUGAGUAACUCAAUGCUGAUCAAUUCCUAAGCAUGAGUACUCCUUCCAGUGUCAACUACAAUUUUAAAGUAGUUUUACUCGGAGAAGGAAAAGUCGGAAAAACUUCAGUUGUUCUAAGGUACAUCGAAGACAAGUUCAAUGACAAGCACAUCAAAACCCUUCAGGCCUCGUUUUUAGUAAAGAAACUGAACAUCUCAGGAAAGCGAGUAAAUUUGUCUAUAUGGGACACUGCAGGGCAAGAAAAAUUUCAUGCUCUUGGACCUAUUUACUACAGGAUGUCGAAUGGAGCAAUUUUAGUUUAUGAUAUCACUGAUGAAGACUCUUUUCAAAAGGUCAAGAACUGGGUGAAAGAACUGAAAAAAAUGCUUGGUGAUGAUAUUCGACUGAUAAUAGCUGGUAACAAAAUUGAUCUAGAAAAACAAAGGACUGUUACUGUUCAAGAAGCAGAAGCAUAUGCAAUGUCUGUUGGUGCUAAACAUUUUCACACUUCAGCCAAGUUGAACAAAGGAAUAGAAGAAAUGUUCUUAGAAUUGACACGACUCAUGAUUGAACAUGCUGCAGAAAAAGAAAUAGCAAAAGCCGGAAUACUUAACAGAAGCGGUAGCCUACGCAGAAACGUGGUCGUUGUCGAUGAUGAAGAAGCUGUCCCAGAACCAACUAGUAAAUUCAGUUGUUGUAGUUAGUAAAUUCAAAUACCUCUGUCAUUGGUAUGUGAUAUUCUUCUAGUAUUAUCCAAAUUAUGAGCCAGGCGCAAAUUGCAUUUAUAAGAAAAUGUGAUGAUAUUCUUUCUGGUGUAACCAGUAAAUGAAUGUACGGGAUUUUGAAGAUCAUUGGAUCACUAUUUUUUUUUAGAGAAAGCCGGGGAAUUUUUAAACCCAAUUAAACUGUCAUAUUUUAAAGUGAUUCCUACAAAUUGGAUGAAACUAUUUUCAAGCCCCCCAAACCCCAUUUAUCCUCUUUGAAUCAAUCUUUUAAUGCUUCACAAUUAUGGUUAAGGAAGAACCUAACAUAGCCUUUGUAACUUAAUUCUUUAGACCUGUCCAAUACUUAGUAGGGAAUCACUGAAGGACCCAAAGUUUGCCAGUCCUAUAAAAUCUUGGUUUAUUUUCACCAGUAUUGAGAGGUAUCAAUAAAAUUUUGUCACUUUUUUUCUCCUUUUUUUUUGAAAAAAAAAAAAAAAAAAAAAAAAUCUUAGAAAAUUAAAAAAAAUAUCGAAAAAUCUCUUGGGCUAGUUGUGGGGGACUAUUUUCUAAUCAUUUUUAGAACAAAACAGUAAAUAAAUCAUUUCCUUACAAAUAGAGACAACAUGACUUGUCUCUAAAGGCAUGAAUGCUUUUAAAAAAAGAACUUGUAUGACCUACUUGAACAGCCAAAGGUUAGUCCCAGCAAAAUUUAGCUAAUUUAGCGAUCGGGAAGAAAUCGAAUUUUCAAUUUGAAUUGGUGGGCCGGACAUGUUUUGCAAAGAGUUACUGGAUCUAAGAAAUUGGGUGCAUCAAUCAGAUUUUGUAUUUAAAGACUUGGUCUGUUCUGAGAAAGUAUUUUGCUAGUCCCAGCCACUGAAAACUUCAUUAUUCACAGUUUAAUGUUACUGCAAUCACGAAAGAGGGGUAUCGAUAAGAGCCGUUUUUGAGCCAACCAUAGCCAAAUUUCAUCAACUCAACAAUAUUUUUCUAUAUUCAUGGAAUGCAUCAUGAUUUAGUCGUUUCCAGUCUCUUUUUUGGUCUAAUACUCUCACGAACAUGGGUCUUCAUGCCAAUUUUGGCAAAAAAUGCGGAAUAUUCAGAAUUCAACUGCAAACUCGUAAAAAUCGCAUUUCUCGCUUAAAUAUUUUCAGACCCAUAUUUAGGCCAGUUUAAACUGAAAAAGAGUUAAAAAAUGACCAAAUUAUGAUACAUUCUGUUAAAUUCAAACCUUCAAUGAGCAAAAAAUGGUAGAUUUGAGGGAACUUAGCUAGAGUUUGGCUGCUUAUAAACGACCCUUAUUGAAUACCCCUUUUUUUCCAAAGAAGGAACAAAAAGGUCGUCCUAACUUGUGCAUGUCAAUAAUUUUUUACCUUUUUUUUAAGUUUAAAUUGAACAGUCAAUUUUAUAAGGGAAGUAACAUCUGUUUCCCCUUGAAAACCUAUUAAGACGGAUCUAAUAUUAUCCCUAAGCUGAGAAGAAAGUUAUCAAGAAAAUUGUCUUUGGUUCAAAAAAUCAUUUAAUCCUGGUUUAAGUUUUCCAAGACUUCCAUUUGGUUUCUCAUUUUCGCUCAGCUAAAAAUUGACAUCUAGUUACAUCUAGAACUAAAAAAUUAGGUAGAAAAUCUUAUCAAGUUGCAAAUUAUAUCACAUUACCCAUCAGUAAUUGAUAAAAAAGUUUUCUCAGUCUUCUAGCAACAGUAUUGAUCAGAAAAAUGUAUUUGUCCAAAUGCCUAAAAAGUUAGAAGGGUCCGUUUUUGUAGGCUCUUACUAUAAAAUGAAGUCUUUACGUAUUUCAUAAUAGGUAGUUUUGACUGUUACAACUCGCAUCACAAGAAAGUCGAAUCACAAUGAUCAGGUAAAGUCUUCGAACGAUAGUUUCUACAGGUUUGCCUAGUGCCAUUUGGUCAAGAAUCAAUUAAACCAUCAAGGCUCCCUAUGCGGUAUGGUCAGACAUACCAUAAAGUGUCAAAGUUUUGGUGUAAAAAAGUUUGGGAGGAGGGGAUGCUGAUGCUGGUAAAAAUGACCAAUGAAGGGAGGUGUCAGCAAAAAGUCACUUGCAACAUGCUAGUGGCUAACAUGUCUAAAGACCCCCUACAGGCCUGAGCUCAUUCAAAAUUCUUGUUUCUAUAAUGAUUUUAAUUCACUAUUAAGACUGACCUAAGUUUCUUUUCAUUUCAUGGAAAUGAAUCUAGAUUGAUAAAAUGAACUGAGGUUAACAGAUACGUACUAAGUUCCGUUUUGGAAUCAAGAAAUGAGAUGGGAGUGGUUUAGAAUUCAACAAGUUUUAAAUUUUCUCCUGUCAAAAAUACAGAAUCGAGAAAAAUAUUUUGAACAUGAAAAUUGUUUAACUUACAAUUAGUCCCCAGCAUUGAGUCUUACGGCAGAAUAAAACUUCAAGCCUCUUUUUCUCAGCUCAAACUGAAUGCAACUUGGUGUGUUUCUGUUAACCUCGGUGCAAAUGGUAGAUAUAUUUAUCUCAUAAUUAAAUAGACCUAUGAUAAACUGGAUAUAUAUUUUUUAUAUACUUUUCACAGUUGAGAGUGUAUUUUUCUAUCUCCACCUCUCCCGUCUUCUUUGUUCACUAACUUUCUCUUUAAAAUUGUUCUGGUUUUAAUUUCCUCAUUUUAAAUCACACUAAGAAAAUUUGAAGUGAAAUAAAAUUCAAAGGUAGAACACAGUUUGUGUAAAGUUUUGCGUAGAUUUUAAGCUCCUGGAAAAUCUCAGGCAGUCUCGAAAGUUAAGUCAAGAUUUUUUUCCGAAACCCAUUAUGCUUGAGUAUUCACUAUAUAUGUAAUGAGUAAUUAAUUCAUACUGAGACAUCUCAGUUCAAGUUUUAAGAGCCAUAAGUUGAUAUUUUUUCACCUUUUAAGAAUCCUCUCGGGUCAUCAGUGAAACAGUGAGAUUAUGUGCUUCUUCAAAUCCAAAUUACACCGAGGAAACCUUAUUUGGGUGCCAAGUCAAGGGUCUAGCAUCUCAGUAUUAUCAAAAAAUUUUUGGAGGCCCGCACAAGAAAACAGAUCAUAAAAAAUACUUAAACUGACUUGUGCGUAAAAUUUGACCACAGGAAGCGUUUCGCUGGCUAGUCAAAUACGCGCAAGUCAGUUUAAGUAUCUUUUAUGGUCUCAGUAUUAUGCUUGAAUUACUGCCGUCCAUAGCAGGAUUGCAGAAAUGUUAUGUAUGUAGUAGUGUUAAGAAAAUGUACGAGAAGUACAAAGAAUGCAAGAAAUCAGUAUCUACUUGUUUCGGUUUUGAAAAUCUUAUUCCUCACACCUCUACCUUUAGUGGUCGGGGUGUAGAGAAAACAUAAGGCAGGUUACACUAGAAAAAUAUUUUUAAUUAUUAGAUGUGCUUUGGGGUUGUUUCUUGUAUUGCCUUUGAAAAAAACAAUUAUUAUAGGUGCUCACAGAUAACCUACACGACAAUUCUCGGCUGUGUUAAAUUGGAAGAAGCUGUGCGGGUUACCUGGUGGGCAACUUUUUCUCUAUACUGCUGUCUAUAUCCUUCAUUUUAAUGCUAGUUUUUUACUCCUUCGAAUAUCAUCCAACCAAGAGUCAAACUUGUCUUGCCUAGAUGGGCCAAUCAAGUUGCUAUGUUACACCUCCUCAAAUUCUUUUUGUUACUUACUGUACAUUCGUUAGUUUGUUUCUGUUUAUUCUGUUCUCAGCAUUGUAUUACAAUUCUCUCUUUAUUUUUUUCUAUAUUGUGUAAAAAAAAUUGAAAUGUACCAAGUAAAAUUUUAAUCAUCAAUGUUAA
Messenger RNA from Bemisia tabaci, 4618 nucleotides. The record is from RefSeq and is a predicted model, not a curated record. NCBI's taxonomy places the organism in Eukaryota, Metazoa, Arthropoda, Insecta, Hemiptera, Aleyrodidae.